Molecule: messenger RNA, 1882 nt
Organism: Sclerotinia trifoliorum
Lineage: Eukaryota; Fungi; Ascomycota; Leotiomycetes; Helotiales; Sclerotiniaceae
Source: the annotation of a GenBank genome assembly
GAGGCGAUGCAUGUGAGUACUUUAGGACCUGCUAAGUAUGAAGAAACCACUACCAAAUAUUGAGGAUUGAGCCGCCGAAAGCUAUAUUCUUAAGAAGCGAUAUUCUAUCCUGAAUAUUUCGAAACGUCGAGUCAGGAUAUUUAUAUCAGUAAUUUCAAGCAUAACCUUGCCUUCCAUACUUCUCUUAUAUCACGGUUUCUUUCGUCAUUCACUCAACUAUAUCAAUACUUGGUAAGUAAACUUUAUCAUUCACUGUCGAUCUGCUAUUUGUAAAGCUUGAUGGAGGUGAUGUUGAACAGAAGAUAAUACCUUUCAAGUGAGGUCUAAACUAAUGUCAUGGAAAAGGGUACACAGAACCAUUUCCAGAACAAACUUCAGUCUACCAUGUAUUCCCCCUUCUUCAAACAAGACUUAAGGCCGAGAAAACACCUUGGCCAGGAUAUAAUUUGGUCCCAUCCAACUCCACCGCCAGCCAUAGAAGGGUUGGCGAUGAGUCGAAAUUAUUCUAACCAAAGCUCGAUCAGCACACAAUCUAGAUCUUCUGAGGACUUUUACUUGCCGAUUUCCAGCAGUUCAUCUAUGUCUUUCGACUGGAACGUCUCCGAUUCAUCACAGCAUCAUGACGAUGGUUAUAAUCAAGGCUAUAACAACUAUACAACAGCAUCACACAGUCUUGAAAGAAGCUUGUCAAGCCAUAGCAAUUUUAUGAAAGCGACACCAUCUAGUCUUGGCUGGGCCCCCGAAAGUGAACUCCUAAGACUCUAUAAAUUCAUCGUACCUAAAGGGAAAGAGCCACAUCUAGAAUUACGUCAGGGAUAUCAAAUUUGUUUUAAUGUGCCACAGCGGGUGUAUCUUGAUCCACCCAGGUAUGUUGAAAUACAUUGAAAGAUUUGCUAAUGCUAAUACGCACAUAGUAAUCCUCAAAGAGGAAUUUAUCCCUGUCAAUUCCCAACCGGCUGUCCAGGAAAACAAUUCCGUAGACCUGCAGAUCUAGAACGUCAUUACAGACACGUACACGCUGAUGCAGAUCAAAAGGGGAGUUUCCCAUGCGAUUACAAACCAUGUACUCGAUCCAAGGGUCCCUUCACACGAAAAGAUCAUUACAGAGACCACCUCAAAGAUUUCCACAAAGAAGACAUCGGGACGGCUAAACAACCCAAACAUGCAAAAGAUCUCAAGACAAUACAAGCUCUUCGGCAAGCCUGGCUCCAGGAACGUCAAAUUGAUCCUAGAUGGUGGAGAUGUAGACGUUGUCUUCAGAGAGUAUAUGUGGAUACUCAUGGUUAUAAAUGUAUAACAUGUAAUGAAGAAUGCACUGAAGAAAGAAUCAAAGCUCGUGAACAAAAGAAACAUGAGAUGGAAAAGGAAAAGACGCAAUAUCCUGAACAGGAUUUGUCUAUGACUCAUGGGGGGCAGUGUACGAGUUGUAAUGGGAGUAUGUGGAUUACGGAUAGUGUUUUUGCAGAGGGAAAUUCGGUGCCCUGUCCGAUUUGUUUGCCGAGUGGAGAAAUUGUUUAUGAGGAGGCGGAGUGGGAUGGGGAUGAUAUUAAUAGGUUUGAUACGAGUUAUGCAGCUGCGUAUUAGCCGUUUUCUUAGGAGUUGUGGGAUAUUUUUCGAUGAUUCGAUGGGUUAUGGGUUAUGGGGAGAGAGUAGUUACUCUCGAAAACAAAAGAUAUCGCUUUUUUCGGGUAUAUAAGGCGUUGGAGUCGGCGGGCGACCAAACUGGUGGCGUUAAGUUCAAUACAGAAGAUUGGUUUAGGAUUUGGCUUGGGAUGGUUUUCAUGAUAUAUCCUUUUUAAUAUUUGAUUUCUGCAUCAUCCUCUAUUCAUUUUCUCUCUUUGUUUCGCUACUUGAUGACAGUUUCAUUUGGACGUGGGUUUCC